Molecule: messenger RNA, 744 nt
Organism: Rasamsonia emersonii CBS 393.64
Lineage: Eukaryota; Fungi; Ascomycota; Eurotiomycetes; Eurotiales; Trichocomaceae
Exons: 2
Coding region: 1-744 (247 amino acids)
Molecular function (GO): peroxiredoxin activity
Source: RefSeq, a predicted model, not a curated record
AUGCGUAUCCCCUAUGUGCCGAAUCCCCCGCCGACUUCCACUCCCGAGGAAGCGGAUAUCCUUGCGCGAGUCCAAGCUCGACGGGGGGAACGGGGCCUGAUUCCGCUAGAUCUCGCGCUUCUGCACUCCUUUCCCGUCGCAGACGGAUGGAAUUCGUUCCUGGGAGCAAUCCGAAAUAGAACCAGUCUCCCGGCAGACAUCCGCGAAAUUGGCAUCUGUCGGGUCGCCGCCAUCAACGGCGCAUGGUUUGAGUGGGACGCCCAUGCACCGAUAUUGAGAGCUGCGGGAAUGAGCGAGGAGGGGAUGCGUAUCAUCGAGAAUGCGCAGCUCACUGGGGUGGAAGAUCAGGUGACCAAGGUAUUGAAUCGCCAGCAGAUAGCGGUGCUCCGAUACGCCGAUGCAAUGACCAAGACCGUCUCCGUGCCCGACGAGGUAUUCCAGGAACUGAAGGAUUGUUUCGGAGAGAAAGAAAUUGUGGAAAUCACAGCCACAGUAGCCGCCUACAACUGCAUAACAAGACGCAGCCGUAUCACGGUGGGGACGAUAACUGUAGUAUGUAGAUAUCAGCCGUGUCCGUACAAAUGCCGGAAGAGCUGUAAUAAUUUGAAGCCCGUGGUUAGCAGCAUACCUCCCAGGAAGGACAAGAUUAUCUACCUCGAAACAAUCUGCCACAUGACUGAUAAUUCCCGUAUCAGUUCUAAGCCUGCUGACGUAACUCCUCACAAGUCCCAGAAUCAUCCGUAA